Messenger RNA from Psammomys obesus (fat sand rat), 2134 nucleotides. RefSeq names its product solute carrier family 17 member 2 (gene Slc17a2). Gene Ontology annotation, biological process: transmembrane transport; monoatomic anion transport. The record is from RefSeq and is a predicted model, not a curated record. Lineage: Eukaryota; Metazoa; Chordata; Mammalia; Rodentia; Muridae. The transcript has 12 exons. Bases 328 to 1977 code for a protein of 549 amino acids. Gene Ontology annotation, molecular function: transmembrane transporter activity.
UUUUUUUCUUCUCUUAAGUGGGAUGUUAAUUACUGAGCUGUCAGAGAUGUAUUCAAGGGAGGAAGUAAUUUUAUAAGAACUCAAAACCACACCAACUGCAGCCUGAGGACCUCCAUUUGGGAAUGGUAUCUGGUUCCAAGAAGAGGCUUUCUUACAAAAUAACUAUCCAAUCAAGAUUCUAAGACUUGGGAAGCGACUGGUGCCAAGGGCCAAGAGUGGACAGUGGUCACCAGCCAGAGGAACCUGUCAAAGCCUGUCGUGGUGACAGUGAUUUGGGGCAGAGGGAAACUCCGCCACAAAGUGCACAUCAUUCUCUGGAGAAGCAAAAUGGAUGAGAAGCCUACCACUGUGAAAGGGUCAGGUUUCUGCUCAAUACGCUAUGCGCUGGCUCUCAUCAUGCACUUCUCCAACUUCACCAUGAUAACGCAGCGUGUGAGUCUGAGCAUUGCCAUGAUCGCCAUGGUGAACAGCACACAGCAUCAGGACCCAGCUAAUGCACACAGCGAGGGGCCUUGGAUAGACCCCAGUAACCAGAGCAGAGGCGUCAAGGACUUUAGCACCCGGGCUGCUGUUUAUCAGUGGAGCACAGAAACUCAGGGCAUCAUCUUUAGCUCCAUCAGCUAUGGAAUCAUACUGACGUUAAUACCAAGUGGCUACUUGGCGGGGAUAUUUGGAGCAAAGCAGAUACUUGGUGCUGGUUUGCUGGUCUCAUCCCUGCUCACGCUGUUUACUCCACUGGCUGCUAACUUUGGGGUGAUUUUGGUCAUCAUCAUUCGCACAGUCCAGGGGAUGGCCCAGGGAAUGGCGUGGACCGGUCAGUUUACAAUUUGGGCGAAGUGGGCUCCUCCACUUGAACGGAGCAAGCUCACCAGCAUUGCAGGCUCAGGGGCAGCAUUUGGGUCCUUCAUCAUCCUCUGUGUUGGGGGACUAAUCUCACAGGCACUGGGCUGGCCUUUUAUCUUCUACAUCUUUGGUAGCAUUGGCUGCGUCUGCUGUGUCCUGUGGUUUACGGUGAUUUAUGAUGACCCCAUUCAUCACCCGUGCAUAAGUGCAAGGGAAAAGGAACACAUCACAUCCUCUCUGGCUCAGCAGUCUAGCUCUCCCAGAAGAUCCGUCCCCAUAAAGGCUAUGGUCAGAUGCCUGCCCCUAUGGGCCAUUUUCAUGGGUUUUUUCAGUCAUUUCUGGCUAUGCACCAUAAUCAUAACGUACCUACCGACGUACAUCAGUACAGUGCUUCACGUUAACAUCAGAGAUAGUGGGGUUCUGUCUUCCCUGCCUUUUAUUGCUGCCUCAAGCUGUACAAUUUUAGGAGGUCAGAUGGCAGAUUUCCUUCUGUCCAGGAAUCUUCUCAGCUUAAUCACAGUUCGAAAACUCUUUUCAUCCCUGGGGCUGCUCCUUCCCUCGCUCUGUGCUGUGGCCCUGCCCUUUGUGACUUCCAGUUACAUAGCAACCAUUGUUUUGCUGAUACUCAUUCCUGGGACCAGCAAUUUGUGUGACUCAGGGUUCAUCAUCAACACCCUAGAUGUUGCCCCCAGAUAUGCAAGUUUCCUCAUGGGCAUCUCAAGGGGAUUUGGGCUUACUGCAGGAAUCAUCUCUUCUACUACCACCGGAUUCCUCAUCAGUCAGGUUGGGCAUGUUAUUGAACAUCUGCGAGUAGCAGGAUUCGGAAUCAGGAUGGAGGAAUGUGUUUUUCCUGUCUGCUGGUGUCAACAUGUUCGGUCUGAUCUUUUACCUCAUAUUUGGACAAGCAGAAAUCCAGAACUGGGCCAAGGAAAGGACUCUCACCCGCCUUUGAGGAUGUUGGAUUGGAGACCAAAUAAAGUGCUGACACUUAACUUUUUAACAUAUUUUGCUUAUCACCAUUCUUUCUUCGUUCUCUUAACCUUAGACACAGCACCUCUCUACUCUGGCUGGGUGCUAGCUUUUCGAAAGGAGCUUCAAAAGUAUGUUCCCAGGAUAUACUUCAGAGUGAGUUAGUCUGGGGUGGAACCCAGAUGCCAUUACAUUUUAGGCUCCCUGGGAUUUUUUUAACACUCCACUGUGGUUUAUAAUUGGUAGAGAAUUUGAAUUCAAUUCUAGUUGCCUUUGAAUUUUCCUCUUUGGAAAGUAUUAUAUGAAUAAAAAUCUAUCUGAA